Molecule: messenger RNA, 513 nt
Organism: Encephalitozoon hellem ATCC 50504
Lineage: Eukaryota; Fungi; Microsporidia; Unikaryonidae
Exons: 1
Coding region: 1-513 (170 amino acids)
Biological process (GO): regulation of transcription by RNA polymerase II
Cellular component (GO): mediator complex
Molecular function (GO): transcription coregulator activity
Source: RefSeq, a predicted model, not a curated record
AUGAUCGAAUGCUCUGUAUUUGGAUAUUUGAAGGAGAUCGACUGCAUCUGCAGCCAUCUGAGGCUAUAUAAAAGAACAGAAAAGAUUGUCAACGAAAGCAUAUAUUCCAAUGGGCCGAACACGUUGCUUGUGUCUGAAGAAAAUGAUGGCGUUUAUCUGAUAAGUAGGAGCGCACCAGACAGAAACAAGAAUAGGAUCUCACUUUGCUCAAAAGUGCAGAGGUCGAGAGUCAGAACACUCAACACUCUUAAGACGUUUCUGUCUUCACUUGGAUUUGAACUGGAGAGGCAAGGAAGGGUUGAGCUAAUAACCUUCGAGAAAGGCUCAAGCCAUAUCGAGAUAUCGAGGCAUGUCUCUGGGGAGGGUAGUAAUCACAGAGAGACUGGUGACGAUUACUACUUAGUCAAGGCAUUUAUAGUUUCAGGAAACGCACAUGACGGAGAAAGAAUGCUAAGCAGAAUGAUUGAGGAGCUCGAAGGCCAGGUCCAGCUUGUAAAGCCAUCAAUAAAAUAA